UUUCUCCGAAGUGACGCAGAAGCCCCAAGGAAGACCGGGCGCCCAGGAGAGGUGUUCAGCCGCCGCGCAGACGCAGAAUCGCGGGCUAUCAUGCAGUCACACUUUUUCAAAGGAUCAAAAAGUGGAACUGAACGGCCAGAAGACACGUAUAAAAGCCGGGAUCUCCGCCAGUGAGGGAGACACUUGCGCUUCCCCCGCCGAAGAUUAAGGGAUUCGAUUAUCCAGGAACCCAGAAGAUGCAACACGUUGUGAUCCUGUUCGCUGGCUGCUUGGUCGCCGCCUCAGUGCUUCUGCCGGCGGCGGAGGCGAGGCCGCAGAUUCACUCGUACGACGUCGCCGAAGUCAAUGCCGAAGUGUUCGAGGAACAGGACGAGGUGGAGGAGUCCGAACGCGGAGGAAGUUACGUCGAGGUCCAGGAGAGCGUGGCGGAGGACGGCGCGUCCCCCACGGGCGCCGCCGGGAGCAUCGCCCUCGAAGUUCUCGACGAAGUUGGAGACGCCCUCGGCUCCAGGGGCGACGGCCUGCGCAGGAUGGAGGCGCUGCUCAAGGCCUCCCGGGGCGGCUACGGCAGAUGAGAUUCCCUUUAAAUGUGACUGAGAUCCCAGAGAAAUGGAACGAAUGCUUCAAGAACGUUUCACGAUUGUAUAGACAUCGGAUGAGUCUUCUCCCGGGCGGGCUCGGGAAGGGCGGGGGGGGGGGCGUGCCUUGUUAUGCACUUUAUUUAACUGAACUUUUGUUUGUGAUGCAAUUGGAUAUUGUAUCUUGCAAUAUGAACUUUGUAUUCCAUGAGAAUCUAUAAACAUCCAAUAUGUAGAAUGAUAUUAAUGUAUGAUACACACAUAUGCACACGCACACACACACACACACACACACACCACACCACACACACACACACACACACAC
Molecule: messenger RNA, 903 nt
Organism: Penaeus vannamei (Pacific white shrimp)
Lineage: Eukaryota; Metazoa; Arthropoda; Malacostraca; Decapoda; Penaeidae
Source: RefSeq, a predicted model, not a curated record